Acipenser ruthenus (sterlet) is the source of this 6978-nucleotide messenger RNA. RefSeq names its product zinc finger protein 79-like. Gene Ontology annotation, cellular component: nucleus. Gene Ontology annotation, molecular function: RNA polymerase II cis-regulatory region sequence-specific DNA binding; DNA-binding transcription factor activity, RNA polymerase II-specific. The transcript is spliced from 2 exons. Lineage: Eukaryota; Metazoa; Chordata; Actinopteri; Acipenseriformes; Acipenseridae. The record is from RefSeq and is a predicted model, not a curated record. Gene Ontology annotation, biological process: regulation of transcription by RNA polymerase II. Bases 2462 to 3772 code for a protein of 436 amino acids.
CUUUAUGAAAUUGCGCCAAGAUUAAACCAAAUACUUAUGUGGAAAAAAAAGCCAGUUCAAAAAAUAUCAUCCGCCCCUCAAGCUCCAGAGAAAGGAAAACAAAAUGCCGGGGCACCAGAGCUUCCCUAUCCGCUCCAAGAAAGCCGUUGUUAAGAAGCCGUGGAGGAAGAAAGCGCAGGAAGGAGAGCAACGCCAUCUACGUGUACAAAGUGCUGAAGCAGGUCCACCCGACACCGGCUUCUCUUCCAAUCCGAUGCGCAUCCUGAACUGCGCAUGUAGGAGCGCAUAGUCUCGCUUGGAGGUAAAGAGGUAAAUUAUUCAACUAGGGUGAUGUAUUACAGAUGGCAGUGAAUGUUUUGCGCUCUGCAGUUGUUAGUAGAGGAAUGUAUUGCUCAGAAGCGGGAGGUUUUGCAGCUGGUUGUCGUGGCCGAGUGGUUAAGGCGAUGGACUAGAAAUCCAUUGGGGUCUCCCCGCGCAGGUUCGAAUCCUGCCGACAACGUGAAUUAUUUUGAUUUACCUUUUUAUUCCUUGCUAUUGUAUAAUCUCACUUAAACCAUGGAUAUUCUCUACGAGUAUUAUUUUUUUAAAUGUGGACACAAUUCAUGUUACUGAACCGACUCGAGUUAAAACACACAGUAAAAGUCCAAACCACUAUUUUGAUUAUUUGUUUGUCUUUCAUGCUUCACUUUGAAAACCCGUUUAAAUCAAAACGUGAUUAAAAUGUAAACAACAUACAUUCCUCGAAUAUAUCAUUUAUUCAUAAAUUAAUACGUCGUUUUUUAGGGGGUCCCUGUCCAGCAUUUUGGGCGAUAGGUUCUGUCCGACAAAACUGUGCGAAAUGUUCAUAUUUAUUAAAUUAUUAUUAUUAUUAUUAUUAUUAUUAUUAUUAUUAUUAUUAUUAUUAUUAUUAUGGUACAAAAUAUCCUCUGUAGUUUGUGAUAUAGCUGAGUACAUGUUUUUCGUUUAUGAUUUCCAUGCAUUGAAUCAGUCAAGCUGCGCCCCCGUGUGUCUCUAAUGAGUAUAACACGCUCUGCUGAGGGCUCCACUGAUUCAGACAGUCUGCCCGCGCUGUGAGACAGACCUGCCUUCGAUAGCUCAGUUGGUAGAGCGGAGGACUGUAGUGGUGAAGCAUGGGCAUCCUUAGGUCGCUGGUUCAAAUCCGGCUCGAAGGACAGAAGUUUUUUUUUUUUUUUUUUAUCAGCUUGUUGUUUUAACACAGUAUCUUUUCUGGAAAUACGUGAUGCCCUUUUCCGAGACAAUAUUAGCAUCGGGUUUCACAGAACACGAUGAUCGCUGAUCUACAGCGUAUCUAAAGAAGGCAGGCGGGCCACCAUUAGUACAAAUCAGGGUUUGUGAAACGGGAGUGGGAUAAGACGGAACACAACUAAACUGACCGGACUGGGCAUCAAAAACAACGCGAAACGCCUUAAAAAAAACUACACCACAUGAUUCCUUCGUUUCUGUUAUUAAACUGAUUAUCAUUAUAUGUAUUUUCAUAUUUUUUUUGUAUACAUUUAAUGCUUCUUGAGUCCCGGACCAACAUUCAGAACCGUGAGAGAAACGGGUGUCAUUACUUACUACGUUUCUUGUAUUGUUUUUAGAAUGAACACCACUGAGUGUAUAAUAGUUAUGGAAGAAAAAAAGUAAAAUAAACAUUUCAUAUUGACUUUAAAAUCCAUUUCACUAAAAUGAAAAACAGAAACAAACACACGCCAUUGUGGCUCAAGGGAGAGUGAAAUUGAUCUAAAUUGUCCAGCAAUUUGAGCCAAGAUGGCUGACACAGGGAGACAGUUUCUUAUCUUUCUCGGGGUUCGUUUGGCUGUCAAGGCAACAGUCCCUCCAGUGAACUGCCUUCUCUUGUGCUGAAAAGGGCUCGUUCUCUUAUACUAUGUUUAGAUCAGGGUAUUUUUUUAAUACUGAUACAAUUUUCCAAGAUAUUUUUAAAAAGGUCGUAUGUUAUAAACAACAAUAAACUACUAUGUAUAACAAUGAUAGUUAUUGAUAAAAACAAUACAAUAUUUCGUUAAAAUUUAGUUCCAAUACGCAAUAAUAUAAUGUGUGCUAUCCAAUUAUGGUGUGUAAAUUAGAAAGUCCUAAUUUCAUAAUUAAAAUGCCGGUACAGAAAGAUGAGUUUUCAAUUGAUACCUCUAAAGGUGUUGGGAGGGAAGGCGCAUGCGCGUAACACACACAGGCGGAUACAAUCCUACAUGAUCUAGAGGAAGAAGGAAGUAGACUGUGUGUGUGUUUGAGAAGAGAAGAAACAUUGUAACGAUAAAACGGUGGAAAUUGUCCGCGUACCGUGUUUACUGCUGAAACACAUAAGUACAGUACAGCUAAAAACGGUGUGUUUAAAACAAAACUGCUGAUAUUUCUGUAAAGAUUACUGUGUGAGAGUUUUCCUGUUAACACAGUCUGCACCAGAGCAGAGGAGAAGCCGCUGUGUUUGUAUUAAUAGAAGAGAAUGAAAUCCAUCUGUGAAAUGAGAGAGAUGGAUCUCUGUGCAUCCUCCGCGUCUCUCCUGGAAGAAGAACUCGCCUCUGCUAUCGAGCCUGCAGUGAAAGCGGCUGUGCUGAGCGUCAUGUCUGCGUUAGCAAAGUUCGUGGACAGUAAAUGUGCAGUUUUCCACCUGAGACUGGACGAAAGAGACAAAGAUUUCGAAAGCGUGAGAUUGCGAUUGGAAAUCGCGGAGAGCGAGUUGAAAACAGUAAGAGAACGAGAAUGCACGAACACUGCCGAUAACAACUUCACACACUCUCUCACAAACACCGAUGAACAAUACUGCGGGAUUGACGUUGAUUUCCUUCAUCUACCCGAGUUGGAGCAGCAAGUGCACCGUUUGGACCACUCGAGGACAGCGGAAUGGAGACGCGCAGUGGAGGGUCCUGCAGAGAGAAAUGCUCUCCCUCAUGCUGAGGAAGGGUCGAAGGCAGAAUCAGUUCCCAUUCAGGAGGAGCUCUUUGACCAGGAAUGGUGCAGGAGUCCAGAGCAGGCUCCAGAGCUGACAUCUAUUGAAGGGGAGGAGGAGAAACCUGGACUGGAUCCUGUUCACGUUAAUGAAGAGAUCCCUGGAAUUGAACCGGUCAUCAUUAAAGAGGAGGUUCUUGAACUUGAGUCUGACCCCAUUGAAGAGGGGGGUUCUGACCACUUUGAAAGACGGCAGCAGAUUCAUGCUGGACAGAAACCGCAUCACUGCUCUGAAUGUGGAAGGAGUUUCAGUACGUUUGGAGAGCUGACAAGCCACCAGUGCAUUCACACAGGAAAAAAUCUGUACUUUUGUUCAGAAUGUGGGAAGAGUUACACUAUGUUAAGUAACCUGUCAUUACACCUGCGUACUCACACAGGAGAGAAGCCGUUUCUGUGCACGGAAUGUGGAGUGACUUUUUCUAAGUUAAGUAACCUGACGAAACACUUGCGAAUUCAUACCGGAGACAAACUGUAUCAAUGCAGUGACUGUGUCAAGAGUUUCAUUACAAAAGAGGAGCUGAAAAGACACCAGCGCAUCCACACAGGAGAAAGACCGUACCGCUGCACUGAAUGUGAGAAGAGCUUCAAACAUAUACACCACCUCACAACACACCAGCGCAUUCACACAGGAGAGAAGCCCUAUUCCUGUACUCAGUGUGGCAAGAGCUUCACGCAGCUACAGCACCUUAAAACACACCUGCGAAUUCAUACUGGAGAGAACCCGUACCACUGUGGUCAAUGCGGCAAGAGUUUCAAACAGUUUCAGCACCUUAAAUUACACCAGCGCACUCACUCAGGAAAGAAAUAGGAUUGCAAAAAUAAACCCCUCUGAGCUCGGUUUAAAAACUCACAAGGCUGUUUUAAGUGACAGCUUCAUAUCGGAUGGUGCAUUAAGUACAGUAAGUGAGUCACACAUGACAUAGCCCACACUCAGUCCCGCUGCCCCUGAGCAGCAGAGUCCACCAGCGAUGCGAGUGAGCAGAACCAUUGUCACUCUGAGCUGCUCAGUGGCAGCUGUGUGGUCCAGUGGUUAAAGAAAAGGGCUUGUAACCAGGAGGUCCCCGGUUCAAAUCCCACCUCAGCCACUGACUCAUUGUGUGACCCUGAGCAAGUCACUUAACCUCCUUGUGCUCCGUCUUUCGGGUGAGACGUAGUUGUAAGUGACUCUGCAGCUGAUGCAUAGUUCACACACCCUAGUCUCUGUGAGUCACCUUGGAUAAAGGCGUCUGCUAAAUAAACAAAUAAUAAUAAUAAGUGACGGACCACACCCGCUGUGUACAGGCCAUAAGGGAAAUGGGCUGCUAGAGCGAGUGUUUCUUUGUUCAUCUUUUAUUUAUUAAUGGCGAGUAAUCGCUGGAAUAUACAGAUAUGGCCAAAUAUAUAUAUGUAUAUAUUCUUUUAAAUGAUGUCUCAACCCUGACAUUCUAUGGGAUGUAAAACCUCUGGCCAGUGAUGUACUGUGUAAGGAUUCACUGUUUAUGACAGGAUGUGUUGGUCUGUUUCGCUUUUUAAAAUAUGAUGUGCAGCAGUUAACUUUGUUUAGCAUUUUGGUUUGAGAGUUACCUGUGCUUUUGCUACAAGUCUGUCAGAUCUCAUGGGGUCAAUUGCAACAAACCUGUAGAUUCAGUAUGGAGCUGUCUAUUAAGUUGUGUUCUAGCUAAUGUGGUACUAUCUCAGCAUCGUCCCCAGCUGUGUACUAACUUAGUACCAAGUGCAGUGAAAAAAGAUAGGGAACAAAGCUGGGGACUAGCUGAUCUGCAGCUUUAGUACAGAGCUCAGGGUUCAGCAAAAAAAAACUUAAUUAUGUAUGGAAAUGUAUUUAAGCUUGAAAGUAAAUACUGAGGCUGAAUUGCAUUAGAAUAUUUUCCUAAACCAAAUUCACAUAGUCUAAUUUUCUUAAAACGCUUCCAAAAUGGAUGAGGCUGUGGCAGAGGCUCAACACAGCUUUUAUUAUUACUCAUUAUUUAAUUCAUGCACAACACAGAUGCAUGUGUUUAUAGGACCAAAAGUGUAUUGCAGACUCUAAAAGGUGCAAAUUGAAUCAGAAAUGCUAAUGACAUGUUUCAGGUUCAGCCUAUAAAAGCUUCAUCCAUACAAAGACAAUCAUGGCCAGUAGUCAUGUGCAAAAUCCGUACAAUGGAGCAGAAACUACAUUUCAUAGAGUGUAUAAAAGACUUUAUUGAAACUGUGGAGGAUGCAUGAGAGGAUUCCACAGCAAUUCACAACUGCAUGGAACACACUGCAAGCAGAUUUAAUGCUGCCUCCUCUAAGAGGCAGCCAGGUACAGCAGCAAAUUGAAAGAAUCUGUGGAAGAGGCUGAAAGACACUGGAAAGUCGUACUGGAAUUAUUUCUUCUAAUUAUUUUUUUAUAUAUAAAAUAGGCCUACGUAGAUUAAGUUCAGUAAGUUGAAUAAGGAUGAAACUGGUUUUGUUGGCAAUACAUUUUGGGUUUUUUCAUAUUUAUUCCAGUUAGGACGAUCCCACAAGUCUUCAGUCUACAGAAAUUGCUGGACUAACUUAGUAAUGUCUUUUAGUAUCCUCUAGAGCAGUGGUUCUCAGCCCUGGUGCUGGGGACCCACGCUGUCUGCUGCUUUUCAUGCCAGCUGAGCUCUCAGUUACUGAACUAAACCCUUCAUUGAACAAAGUAGUUGAGAGGUCAGCUGGAAUGAAACCCAGCAGACACCAGGGGUCCCCAACACCAGGGUUGAGAACCACUGCUCCUUCGUUGCAAUUGGUAUUAACUUGUGUUCUAAUUUAGCACCGCCCUUCGUACUAACCAUGGGAUCAUCCCGUUACUACGUUCCUGUUAGCUCAUUGAUACUGGACCCGAGGAGUCAGACAUGGCUAUUAUACUGCACUUAAUUGUGAAAGAAUGGAAUAGUAUUUAAUUCAAAUAAACACAAGUGAUUAAUUAGUUAAAAGUGUCUCAGUUUAUUGUUUUUGCUCAGGGAAACAACAUGCAGUCUACAUGUGCUAAAGGAAAAGGAGUCUGACACAAACACUGAGACAACAGACAAGAGCAAGGAGAGGAGCAUGCAAGUCCACAUCAUGUCAGUGAUAUACAGCACAAUCAUGUGUAUUACAAAUAACACAAUAUAAAGCUCUUUACUUGUCUUUGAGGAGUGGGACAGGAACAGGGGCCUGAAACCUAGCCUCCUGAAACCAAGUUCCAAGCCACAAAGUGAUUUUGUGGAUCUAAUGGAGGGUAAAUACACUCAUCCGAAUCUGCAAAGGGAGUUCAUUCUUGAAUGGGUAUUGGGCAUAUUAAAAAUGGCGAUCUGCCACUUGCAUGGCCAGGGAGCUGCAGAAAUGCAUUUCAAUCAUUUCAUUUGAAUUAUGAAUUACUUUUGUAUUGUGUGCUGUUCAUCAAGUAAGUGACCAUUGAGUCAUUUUCCCCUGACAUCCACCAUUUAGUAACCAGCCUCAAAACAAUUUUGUACCGUUUACUUGUAUAUCAAAAAUACAUUUUUAAAUAGCUGCAUCUAGAAGAAACUUCAUAAAAAUGAUUACCACAGAUUUUUUUUUUCUUACCCUGUGCACUAGUGCUCAAUACUAAUAGACUAUGCAGUCAGUUCUCUGAAAGUGUUGCAUUUGUUUUUUCAGACAUCAGAUAUUAUUAUUAUUAUUAUUAUACAAUAUACAGUUAGCAAUUAAACUCUGUGGCCCAAAACUACCCAAAAAUAAAUAAACACGAGCACAGCUUUCACAUUGCUGGCUUAAUAAAACCUCCCCACAAUUUAUUUAAUUACAAACCACACUCCCGCUGUCCUUAUUGUAAUACAGACUACUCAAAACAUCGGUGAAAUUCCUAACGAUCUCCAUCGCAGACUGAAGCCAUGUAUAUCUCUCUCUAUUCCUGGUAUGUGUCCCCUUAUGACAUCACGCUAACUUCGUCCAUCAUCAGUGAGUUGUCGGUAUUUUCUGGAAUUAUUGAUAGUUUUCCGUCUCUCAGUGCCAUAAAAUUGAUCAUGGAGAUUUAAUUUCUUCCUUAUUGUGAAAGUAAACUAAAUAUAA